Plasmodium vinckei vinckei is the source of this 3465-nucleotide messenger RNA. RefSeq names its product histone acetyltransferase, putative. Gene Ontology annotation, molecular function: 18S rRNA cytidine N-acetyltransferase activity; tRNA binding; ATP binding. Bases 1 to 3465 code for a protein of 1154 amino acids. The transcript has 3 exons. Gene Ontology annotation, biological process: rRNA acetylation involved in maturation of SSU-rRNA. Lineage: Eukaryota; Apicomplexa; Aconoidasida; Haemosporida; Plasmodiidae. The record is from RefSeq and is a predicted model, not a curated record. Gene Ontology annotation, cellular component: 90S preribosome; nucleolus.
AUGAAGAAAAAGGUAGACAAACGGAUUAAAACUCUCGUUGAGAAUAACAUAGCCAUAGGGCAAAGGAGUAUGUUUUUAGUUAUUGGAGAUGAAGGGAAAAAUGUUGUUAUGAAUUUUUAUUUUCUACUAAAUCGGCUAGUUACUAAUAGUAGGUCACUCAAUAUUUUAUGGUGCUAUAGAAAAAAGCUAGAUUUCUGUACAAGCAAGAAAAAAAGAUUCCGAGAGAUGAAAAAAAAAAUAAAAAAAGGAACAUUUGACACACAAAUAGAUAACAAUUUUGAUUCCUUUUUAAAUAAUGCAAAUAUAAGAUAUUGUUUUUAUAAAGAAACUCAAAACAUUUUAGGAAAAACAUAUUCAAUGUGUAUUCUUCAAGAUUUUUCAUAUAUAACUCCAAAUAUAUUAUGUAGAUGUAUUGAAACAGUAAUUGGAGGAGGUAUUAUAAUAUUUUUAAUAAAUAAAUUAGAAGAAUUAAAGGAUAUAUAUAAUUUAACAUUAAAUUAUCAUAAAAAAUAUAACAUGAACGGUACAUGUAAUGUUUAUAAUAAUUAUAUAUAUCGUUUUUUUCGAUCAUUAAAUACUUGUAAAAAUGCAAUGUUUAUUGAUGAUGAGAUGAAUAUAUUACCACUUAAUGAUAAUUAUUUAAGUAUUACAAAAACAUCAACUGAUGAUUCACAAACUAAUGGAAUAAUCUCUGGAAAAAAUACAGAUGAUACAGUAUUUGAAAAGUCUGCAACAUUAGGAGGUUUUUUAUCACCUGACAAAAAAUUAUUGAAAAAAAAAUUAAAAUUUUUAGAGACCAAAUGUGAAGAAUUUGAAAAAAAACAAGAAGAAAGAAAAAUAUCAUUAUAUUCAUCAAAAUUUUAUAAUAAUAAAGCAAGUGGAUCUAAUGAAAAAGUUAAACUACAUUCAGAAAUAAAUGGAACACAAGAUAUGGAAAAUAAUUUAAAUGAAUUAGAUAGUGAUGUACAAUAUUCAUUUCUUGAUAAAAAUAUAAUUAAACUUUUUAAAAUAUGUUUAAGUAUAGAUCAACUUGAAAUUUUAAUAAAUAUAUGUAAAAUAUUACGAAACGAUAAUGAGAAAAAAAAAAAUAUAAAAGAAAUAUUAUUUAAUUUAUUAGCAAAUAGAGGUCGAGGAAAAUCUGCUACUUUAGGCCUAAUUUUAUCUUUAAGUAUUUAUUUUAAUUAUAGUAAUAUUAUUACUUGUUCAGGUAAUAAUGAUAGUGUUCAUACGAUUUUUGAAUUUUUAGACAAAGGGCUAAAUAUAUUAGGAUAUAAUGAAUUUAAAGAUUAUGAAAAAAUAUAUGUUAAUGGAAAAAUAAAAGAAAUAAUUAUAUUUAAAAAUAUAAAAUAUUUAAAACAAAAAAUUAGAUAUCUAGAUAUAAUUGAAAAUGAUAAUAUACCAAACUGUGAGCUUAUGAUUAUAGAUGAAGCUGCAUGUAUACCUAUAGAUAUAUUAAAAAAUAAAAUAAAAGGAGAAAUUACUAUUUUGUCUACUACAUUAAAUGGAUAUGAAGGAACAGGAAAAACAUUUACUUUUAAAUUAUUAAAACAAUUAAAAAAAAAAUUUGUAACACAAUUAACAUAUGACGACUUUAAGCAAAUAAAAUAUUUAUAUUUUGAUAAAGCUUUUAUAGAUAUAACAUUAAAAAGUCCAAUUAGAUAUAGUUAUGAUGAUCAGGUUGAAAAUUGGUUAAAUAAUUUUUUAUGUUUAAAUUGUAAUGAAACAUUUAGUAUUAAAAAUAAUUUAUUAUCUUCUCCAUCAAAAUGUCAGCUAUUUUUUGUUAAUAAAAAUGUAUUUAAAAAUUAUAACCAAACUAGCGAAAAUCUUUUAAAAAAAAUUAUGACCCUGUUCAUAACUUCUCAUUACAAAAAUACACCAAAUGAUUUAAUUAUGAUAUUGGACUCACAACAACAUCAUUUAUUUGUACUUAUAAGUUCAUCAAUCGAUACAAAUACAUUAACUGUUAAUAAUAUUGAUCAGAUAGAUAUUUAUGGUGUUAUUCAUUGUUCUAUCGAUGGAAUAAUAGAUCAAUCAAAAAUAAAAAAGCUAAUUAAAAUCGAAGAUAUAUCUCAAAUGGUAAACGAAAAAAAAGAAAUAGCUGAUCAGGAUGAUAGUAAUGAAAGUACAAAACAAGAAGACAAUGAUGAAGAGGAGGUAAAAAUGAAUAACGAUAACUCUAACACAAUAAGUAAUCAUAUGCUAAAAAAUGAAGUUGAAGGAAAUUUAAUACCAUACAUAAUUAGUGAUUAUUUUAAUUAUUAUUUUUAUAACUAUAUAGGAAUUAGAAUAGUUCGAAUUUCUAUUCAUCCAUCUAUGCAAAACUUAAAUUACGGUUCAGAACUUUUAAAGAAAGUUUAUGAAUAUUAUAGCUUGUAUAACGAUCCAAAACGGGGCACUAUUAGUAAUAAAGAAAGUGCAAAAGAAAAUGUUGUAUUUUGUAAAUGCUCAGGUGAUCAAAUACAUUUUGAUAAUAAAUUAAAAAGGAUAGAUUAUAUUGGUACAUGUUUUGGAUUAACUAAAAAUUUAUUAAUUUUUUGGAAAAAAAAUAAUUAUAUUCCUGUUUAUUUAAAACAACAAAAAAAUGAAAUAACUGGAGAAUUUAGUGCAUUAAUGUUAAGACAUAUAAAUCCUAAACUUAAAAAUAUAUUUAUAACUUUUUAUUAUGACUUUGUCAGAACUUUUUGUAAUCUAUUACCUUACUCUUUUAAAAAAUUAGAAUCAUUCAUAAUAUAUAAUUUACUAAAUGAUAAUUACAAUUUAUUGUCUAACCCUCCUCAAGUUAGUCGAGUAAACUAUUUAAAACAGAUUAUCCAAAAUGAAGAUACAAAUAGUAACAUAAAUGAAAAAGAAAGUGAUAAUGAAUCUGAAGAAACUUUGGACCAUGAAGAGGAUGAUAUGAUUACUUCAUUUUAUAAUAAAAAAGAAAAAUUAAAUGAAGAAAACAUUUUUUAUUUUUUCCAUACUAAUGAUAUAUGUAGAUUAAAACGAUAUGUAUUAGAAAGUCGAAGUACACAAGAAUUGCUAUACUUAAUGGAAACAAUAGCUAAACUUAUUUUAUUUAAAAAAGUAAAAAUAGAUUUAAGCAUACUAGAAUAUACAAUUCUAUAUGCUGUUUCUUUUCAAAAAAAAACACUCACAGAAAUAUCCGACGAAAUCCAAAUUAACAUCAAUCAAACAAAUGCCAUCUUUAGGAAGGUGAUCCAUCGUUUCUACAAUUACAUAAAGGCGAUAAUGGAAAAGCAAAUCGAAAAAGAGGUUAAUGAAGAAUUUGAACAAAAAUUAAAAAAAAAAAAAAAACGGUCUGCAAAUUCUGAGCUCCCAUCAAAUGAGUAUGCAGAAGAAUUAGAACAUAUUUCUAAUAAUAUAAAAAAGAAACAAAAAAAAGAAAAAAUGGCGCUCAUUCAGGAGCUUAACUUAUCAGGGACCAUUAAAAGAAAGCAAAUAAGUAUAGAAGACAAUGAAUGA